Molecule: messenger RNA, 591 nt
Organism: Cladocopium goreaui
Lineage: Eukaryota; Dinophyceae; Suessiales; Symbiodiniaceae
Source: the annotation of a GenBank genome assembly
AUGGCGGGUCAGUUGUUAGUACGAACAGCUGCGGGCGUGGAACUUCAGGAUCCCGGGCAGGCGGAUGUCAAUGGGAUGCUGGUUGGCUUGAUUCAGUUCCUGUUGCUCCUGGCCGUAGCAGCUUUGAGAAGUUCGACCGUUUCCGCCAGCUUUCCCCUGCCGUUUCUGUUGGGCCUCACGCUGGGCCUGGGCAAUGCGGUGGCUGUGGCCUUCCUUCCGCUGGUCCUGAACGAAGAGAUGGACACCACCAGUGUGCUGGUACCCUUGGUGAGCUUUAUCCUCAUGGGAUGUAUAGCACAGCUCUCUUGGGGCUUCCGCCCUCAGACAGAUGAGUCGGAGCAAACCAGCCUAGCCUUGAGGCUCCUGCGUGACUGCGCGGCCGAGUUCCAGCACCAGACUUCGCCAGCUGAAGGGCCCCGAGUGGUUUCUCACUAUGAGGAAUGCAUGAAGCAGAUGGAUGUGGUGGAAACGGCUCUGCGGCAUCAACCGAAGCUGUCCGAGGAGGUCCUCUUCGAAUUUGGCCAUGUCCUUUCACUUCUGAAGGCGCUGUGGGACGGCUUCCUCCGCCCCAUUGAUGUCCUCGAUGAGUGA